This is a messenger RNA of Callithrix jacchus (white-tufted-ear marmoset), 1108 nucleotides long. RefSeq names its product cystatin E/M (gene CST6). Gene Ontology annotation, molecular function: cysteine-type endopeptidase inhibitor activity. The record is from RefSeq and is a predicted model, not a curated record. Gene Ontology annotation, cellular component: extracellular exosome. Lineage: Eukaryota; Metazoa; Chordata; Mammalia; Primates; Cebidae.
CACACUCCAGGCUGGUUGUUAGGCAGCGCUGAGCAGGAAUAUCUCCUACUCGCCUGCUGUUUAUGCAGCACCAGGCCCCUUGUAAACACUUUACCUGCAUCAGCUCACUGAAUCCUCACAACGUCCAUUGUACAGAAGAGGAAACUGAGGCAUCGAGAGGUUAAGUGACUUCUUUGAGGUCACACAGCUGGGGAAUGGUGGCAACAGUCAGAGCCUGAGCUGUGGUUGGUAGUUCAUUCUGGACAGCCCUCCCGAGAACCGUCCCUGUACUGGCACUUGUUGGGUGCUGUCACUGUCCUCUCCCUCCCUGGCCGGGUGUGUUCUGGAGGGCAGGGAAGCGUCUUGGCACUCGGGUGCACGCCGCCCCCUCGGCCUCCUGGGCUCCCCGAGCCUCGCAGGACCCCGGACGCCCGCGACCUCUAGCCCCGCCCCAGCUCCGGGCCGCGGGGGCGCACCGCGGGCGUCGGGCGGGGCUGCCCAAGUGGGUAAAAACGGCGCCGCCCUGGGCUCGGCACUCACGACUCGGACUACGACUCCGACAGCACUGACAGCUAUGGUGCGUGCGAGCCUCCCGCUGGCGCUGGGCCUGGCCCUGGUAGCGUUCUGCCUCCUGGCGCUACCCCGCGACGCCCGUGCCGGGCCCCAGGGGCGCAUGGUUGGAGAACGCCAGGACCUGUCGCCCGAUGACCCGCAGGUGCAGAAGGCGGCGCAGGCGGCCGUGGCCCACUACAACAUGGGCAGCAACAGCGUCUACUACUUCCGAGACACGCACAUACUCAAGGCGCAGAGCCAGCUGGUGGCCGGCAUCAAGUACUUCCUGACGGUGGAGAUGGGGAGCACAAACUGCCGCAAGACCAGGGUCGCUGGAGACCACCUCGACCUCACUACCUGCCCCCUGUCGGCAGGGGCGCAGCAGGAGAAGCUGCGCUGUGACUUUGAGGUCCUUGUGGUUCCCUGGCAGAACUCCUCUCAGCUCCUAAAGCACACCUGUGUGGAGAUGUAAUAAUUGCCCAAGGGUGAAUGCCAUUGGGUUUGGGGCCACGGUGGAGGGCACUUCAGGUCCAUGGGCCACAACUGUCACAAUAAAUGGCCAGUGCCGCUUCUUGCA